AUGAUCGUCGAAGUUCCAAGUCUUCAAGAGAGUGCUGUGGUAGUGCUCCCAUUCCACUUGCGUGUUGUCCGCCUCCUCCACCCCCAAAACCCUGUUGCCAACCAGCAUAUGGUCCUUGCUGCCCAGCCGUCCCUAAUUGCUGCCCUAAACCAUGCUGCAGAGUUUGAAGAAGAAGAGCAUGAAGGCGGAGCCUCUCAACCGCCACCACCUGAACCGCCUCGAACAUGCUGUCCUCCACCAGCUCCACCUCCACCCCCGCCUCCACCUCCUCCACCACCACCACCACCAGAGCCUCCAGUACAAUGCUGCGGUGGUGGAAAUCAAAACAGAAGCCCCUGCCAAAUGGCGUGUCCUGGAGGAGAUUGUGGGUGUAGACGACCUUGCUGCUACUAUCAGAAUCCUUCUUGUUGCAACAAAGGAAAACCAUGCUGUCCUCCUCAACCUCCGCCCCUUCCGUGUUGUCUUGCCCUACCUGUAGCCAACUGCAUCGCACAAGUGCCGCCUUGCUUGAGGUUUGCAGCUGACCAAAGGCACUGCGGACACAGCUAA
Strongylus vulgaris is the source of this 549-nucleotide messenger RNA. The record is from the annotation of a GenBank genome assembly. NCBI's taxonomy places the organism in Eukaryota, Metazoa, Nematoda, Chromadorea, Rhabditida, Strongylidae.